GCUAAAUAUUUACUGAAUUGACAAUUCAUUUGAAAAACAAACAAAUUGAUCAACAUAAACUAACAAACCAUCGACAUAUUGACUUUCUUCUCGCAUACGGCUUCCAGCUGCAAUGGAUUCGAUAAAUUUAUCGGCGGAAAAACAUUGUCGAGCUUGUUUGCGGCAGCCUCAAAGUCAGAUGCAUUCGUUGUCUUCGAAAAGUGUUUCGAUCGAAGGUACAAAUCAGACACACAGAGAAAUAGUGAAUCUGGCUGAAUUGUACAAUGAAUGUACGCAGUUAGUCUAUGAAGAAAUGCAUCCCAAUUGGGAAUGGGUUUGUCCCGUUUGUUCUGGAAAACUAUUGGAAUUUUAUAAAUUUCGUCAAAUGUGCAUCGAAUCAUAUGGCAAACUCAAAGACAUCGAGUCACAAAUAUCCUCAAACACUGAAAUACAAAUAGUUAAAGUUGAAGUUGUAGAUGUUGCAAAUAUUUUGGAACCAACUGAUGAUACCAUUCCCGACAAUGACGAUGAUUUUGGUGACGAACAUUUUGACGAAGAGAGUUUCACAUCAUUCAGUUCCAAUGAUGAAAUGGAACUCGAUACAGAAAACAUACAAAAGGAAGAGGCAGAAAAUAUCCAAGAAGAAGUGAUGAAAACAAAUAGUAAAACAUUCGAAGAAGACGAAGUGCUUGAUGAUAGCAGUAGCGAUGACGACUUGCCACUGAGUGCAGUGGUAGAAGAGCUGCAUCUGCCAAAGAAGCCAAAUCCAAAAAGAAUCAGAAAAUCAUCAACGAAAACAUCAACUCCAGUUGAAAUAAUUUAUACAUGUGAUCUUUGUCCAUCGAAAUUCUUCAAGAAACAUCGAUACACUGCUCAUUUGCGAACGCAUCAAGGCCUAAAGCCCUGGAAAUGUGAUCACUGUGAAAGAGAUUUCCAAAAAUAUGCAAAUUUAAGUCGGCAUAUCGCAUCGAAGCAUGUCGAUUCAGAAGCGAAACCAAUAUUUGCUUGCGAUGUCGAAGGUUGCGACAAAUCGUAUACAUUAAAGCAAACACUGAAUGUGCACAUCAAAAAAGUUCAUUUGGGCAUGAAGCUGAAUUUAACCAGAAAGAUCUGCGAAAUCUGCGGAAAAUCCUUCUCAACUAUAUCCAGACUCCUCGAACAUUCGUACACACAUAGCAAAAUAUCUCCUCAUAAAUGUCAUAUUUGCGAUAAAAUGUUUUCAAAAAAGCUCCGGCUAAAGGAGCAUCUUAUGCGUCAUGAAGGAAUCAAGAACUUUGUAUGCACCGUUUGUGGUCAACGGCGGAUAACUAACAAAGAAUUGCAAAACCAUAUGAAACUUCACAAUCCAGACGUUCAAUAUCCAUGCGAGCUCUGUUCAUCGGUGUUUAAAUGUAAGCAGAAUUUGAAGCGGCACAUGAGAGUUGUUCAUUUAGGUAUUAAAGCAUAUCUGUGCACACAUUGCAAUCAAUCAUUUGGAAAGGCAGAAACUCUCAAACACCACAUCAUGACCCAUACUGGCGAAAAACCACACUGCUGUUCCAUUUGUGAUAAGAGAUUUAUUCAGGCCGUCGCACUGAACAAACACAUGCAAACACACAAUAAAAACAUCGACAUUUUUCUUUCAAGCAUACGGCUUUCAACCGCAAUGGAUUCGAUAAAUUUAUCGGCGGAAAAACAUUGUCGAGCUUGUUUGCGGCAGCCUCAAAGUCAGAUGCAUUCGCUGUCUUCAAAAAGUGUUUCGAUCGAAGGUACAAAUCAGACACAUAGAGAAAUAGUGAAUCUGGCUGAAUUGUACAAUGAAUGUACGCAGUUAGUGUAUGAAGAAAUGCAUCCCAAUUGGGAAUGGGUUUGUCACGUUUGUUCUGGAAAACUAUUGGAAUUUUAUAAAUUUCGUCAAAUGUGCAUCGAAUCAUAUGGCAAACUUAAAGACAUCGAGUCACAAAGGUCCUCAAGCACUGAAAUACAAAUAGUUAAAGUUGAAGUUGUGGAUGUUGCAAAUAUUUUGGAACCAACUGAUGAUACCAUUCCCGACAAUGACGAUGAUUUUGGUGACGAAGAGAGUUUCACAUCAUUCGGUUCCAAUAAUGAAAUGGAACUCGAUACAGAAAACAUACAAAAGGAAGAGGCAGAAAAUAUCCAAGAAGUGAUGAAAACAAAUAGUAAAUCAUUCGAAGAAGAUGAAGAGCUUGAUGAUACCAGUAGCGACGAUGACUUACCACUAAGUGCAGUGAAAGUAGAGAAUCUGCCAAUCGUGCCGAAGCCGAAUAAAAGUAAAAAGACCAAGAAAUCAGUUAAAGCUAAAAAAUCGGAUUCAAAUUCAAACGAACCAAUCUAUGUUUGUGGUGUUUGUUCCACGAAAUUCUUUAAAAAGCAUCGGUACGAUGCACAUAUGCGAAAGCAUCAAGGCCUGAAGCAAUGGAAAUGCGAUCAUUGUGAAAAAGAAUUCGAAAAAUACUCAUCGCUAAAGUCACAUAUUACAUCGAAGCAUGUAGAUUCAGAAGUGAAACCAACAUUUGUAUGUGAUUUUGAUGGCUGUGGAAAAUCAUACUCACUGAAGGAAUCGCUUCGUGUUCACAUCAAGCAAAUUCACAUGGGCCGAAAACCGAAUAUGACCGAAAAAAUCUGCGAAGUUUGCGGAAAAUCGUUCAAAAGUAAUGCAUCGCUCAUAAAACAUACGUACACCCACACCAAAGUGUCUCCGUAUAAAUGUGAUAGAUGUUCAAAAAUGUUCGCAACAAAGUACAAGCUAAAGGAGCAUGUCAUGCGACAUGAGGGUAUCAAAAAUUACAUUUGCACAAUUUGCGGCUUGCGUAAGACGACAGGUCAUGAAUUACGCGUCCAUAUGACUCAUCAUUCGAGCGAUAUGCAAUUCCCGUGCGGAAUAUGCUCUGUAGUAUUUACGAGAAUGGCGAAUAUGAAGCGGCACAUGCGAGUGGUUCAUUGUGGCAUCAAAGCAUACUCUUGUACGCAUUGUGACCAGUCAUUUGGAAAGGCAGAAACUCUUAAGCACCACAUCAUGACCCAUACUGGCGAAAAACCACACGCAUGUUCCAUUUGUGAUAAGAGAUUUAUUCAGCAAAUUGCACUUAAGACACACAUGAAAACACACAAUAAAAAUAAAUAAACGGGCCUUUGAAGGCAACAGUUAGGUGUAUA
Molecule: messenger RNA, 3135 nt
Organism: Contarinia nasturtii (swede midge)
Lineage: Eukaryota; Metazoa; Arthropoda; Insecta; Diptera; Cecidomyiidae
Product: zinc finger protein 845-like
Exons: 10
Coding region: 113-3103 (996 amino acids)
Biological process (GO): regulation of DNA-templated transcription
Cellular component (GO): nucleus
Molecular function (GO): zinc ion binding; DNA-binding transcription factor activity, RNA polymerase II-specific; RNA polymerase II cis-regulatory region sequence-specific DNA binding
Source: RefSeq, a predicted model, not a curated record